Chara braunii is the source of this 1970-nucleotide messenger RNA. The record is from the annotation of a GenBank genome assembly. Lineage: Eukaryota; Viridiplantae; Streptophyta; Charophyceae; Charales; Characeae.
ACAGUGGAGAGAGGGUUUGUGGAAUAGAUAAGGUAUCGUUAGGGUUCUAUUUUUAGAGGUUGGACAGUGGAUUUGCAAGUUAUUACUACGUAGAGUAUAAUUCAGUCACGGCGAUUUGGACACCCUACGUACGCUUCCGGUGGCGUGCUUUACAAGUCGCACAUCUAUGGCGUCGCUUGUCAGCAGUCAGCCACCGACGGAACAGAUCCCAAGUUUCAAGCUGAUACUUGUUGGCGAUGGCGGAGCAGGGAAGACUACUUUCUUGAAACGUCACCUGACUGGAGAGUUUGAAGAGCUGUACGAACCCACGAUCGGCGUCCAGGUUCGUCCUCUUCUUUUCGUCACAAAUCGCGGUCGCAUUCUUUUCAAUUGCUGGGACACUUCCGGUCAGGAAAAAGUCGGUGGCCUUCGAGAUGCAUACUACGUGCAUGGCAGUUGCGCCAUCAUUAUGUUUGACGUCACCUGUAAGUCCUCUUACAAAAACGUUUCCCGAUGGUACGAGGACAUCUGUCGCGUCUGCGACCUCCGGAUCCCGAUGGUCCUCUGUGGGAACAAGGUUGACGUCAACAAAAGGCAGGUGAAGCCCCAUCACGUGACCUUCCACAAGACGAAGGCCAACCUAGACUAUUGCGAGAUGUCUGCCAAGGGCAAUUACAACGUGGAUAAGCCAUUCCUCUACCUGGCGCGCAAGCUGCUGGACGAUCCCGACAUCGUCUUCCUCCAAGGUCCAGCUAUGGAAGCCCCGGAGGUGGAGAUGACGGACAUCGACCAGCAGCAAAAGCAAUACGAAACAGAAAUUGCGGCAGCUGGCCACGGAUCGAAUCCCACGACGGACAGAUGAGGCUCUCUGAUUCCUUGAUGGCUUUCGUCCAGUUGUCAUCUCUUAUUCAAAUCUCUUACCCAAUGGCCGUCGGGCAUUUGGACGUCUCUCUGGACCAGGUGCAUCUUACCCAAUGCGCGUCGGUCCACUUCUCAAGAUUCUACAUGCAUUUGGACGUCUUUCUGGACCGGGUGCAUUCGGAGGAGUCCCAACAUUUCGAAUGCAUCGGGAAAGAUUAUGACCUCCAGAUUCACUUAGCGUUUUGUGUAGUGGACCGAGGAACAAUUUCCUAGCCUGCUAACGAACGUCCCAUCAAUCGCAAUCUCUUCUGAGCGCAUCAGGUUAUCUUAUCCACAAUCUACGAGCUAAUCUCAGGUUUUUUUUUUUUUUUUUUUUUUUUUUUGGUGCUUUUUGAUUCCCUCUCAAAUUCACCUUUCACUACCUACCGCCCACUUCUCCUCCUAGGGGUGUAAAUAGGGCCGGCCACUUCUCCUCAUAGGGGUGUAAAUAGGGCACCCCUCUAAGCAUAGCAUAGCCACCCUUCUAUAAGGGGGAUUGCAUGUUACCCUUGCCCUAACAGGGGUAGUGAGGGAGUAGGAUGGAUGGAGCGAUCUCGUGAUCUUAUCGACAACUGACCGAGCUACGUGACGAGAGUGCGUUGUGUUCGGGGAAAAGUCCCAACUUAACGCAGUAAUUGCGAUAUAUGGUUUUCUACUCGGUCUGAUUUCCUUGUACAUUAUCUGGCUUGGCAAUGCCCUCUCUGUUCUCAGAAAAUUCUAACGCAAUCAGUCCCGAUCUCGCCCACAUUGUUUGUCCCGAUCUCGCCCACAUUGUUUGUCCCGAUCUCUCUCACAUCGUUUGUCCCGAUCUCGCCCACAUUGUUUGUCCCGAUCUCGCCCACAUUGUUUGUCCUGAUCUUGUACACAUCGUUUGUCCCGAUCUCUCUCACGUUGUUUGUCCCGAUCUCUCUCACAUUGUUUGUCCCGAUCUCGGCUACAUUGUGUGUCCCGAUCUGCGGCCACAUUGUGUGUCCCGAUCUCGACCACAUUGUGUGUGUCCCGACCUAUACCUUUUUCGAUCUUCUGGCGAAAGAUACAUCGCGUGUAGUGUCAUCAAAGAAGAGAAAAGGGAAUAAAGAAGGGGAAAUCAU